Molecule: messenger RNA, 2511 nt
Organism: Cottoperca gobio
Lineage: Eukaryota; Metazoa; Chordata; Actinopteri; Perciformes; Bovichtidae
Product: interferon-induced GTP-binding protein Mx
Exons: 12
Coding region: 184-2061 (625 amino acids)
Biological process (GO): defense response to virus; synaptic vesicle budding from presynaptic endocytic zone membrane; receptor internalization
Cellular component (GO): synapse; plasma membrane; microtubule
Molecular function (GO): GTPase activity; microtubule binding; GTP binding
Source: RefSeq, a predicted model, not a curated record
GCCAAGCAGGAAAGCGAAACCUACCAUAACUUUCGUUUCUUUAUCCGCUGCAUCCCUUCCUGAAGUAUCCGCACUUAGUUUCUGUCACACUGGAGUGGAGCAGCUGCUAUUGUAGACUCGUAACUGGCAAAACUCUUUAAAAAAACAACAUCGUUUAUUUACAGGAUUCCAGAAGUCAUCAUCAUGAACACUCUGAACCAACAGUAUGAGGAGAAGGUGCGUCCCUGCAUUGACCUCAUUGACUCUCUUCGCUCUCUGGGUGUAGAGAAGGACUUGGCGCUGCCUGCUAUCGCCGUCAUUGGAGACCAAAGCUCGGGGAAGAGCUCCGUGUUGGAGGCGCUGUCAGGGGUGUCUCUGCCAAGAGGAAGUGGCAUUGUGACAAGAUGUCCUCUCGAGCUGAAGAUGAAGAGAAGGAAAGAAGGAGAGGAGUGGUACGGGAAGAUAAGCUACCAGGACUUUAACGAAGAAAUAGAAGACCCUGCAGAUGUGGAGAAAAAGAUUAGAGAAGCUCAGGAUGAAAUAGCCGGGGUGGGGGUGGGGAUCAGUGAUGAACUCAUCAGUCUGGAGAUCGCUUCUCCUGAUGUUCCAGACCUGACACUCAUUGACCUGCCCGGCAUCGCCAGGGUGGCUGUAAAGGGACAAGAUGUGAACAUUGGAGAUCAGAUAAAGAGACUGAUCCAGAAGUUCAUCACAAAACAAGAAACCAUCAGCUUGGUGGUCGUUCCAUGCAACGUGGACAUAGCAACUACAGAGGCUUUGAAGAUGGCACAGGAGGUGGAUCCUGAUGGAGAGAGGACUUUGGGUAUCUUGACCAAACCUGACCUGGUGGACAAAGGCACAGAGGAGACGGUGGUUGAAAUUGUUCAGAAUGAGGUCAUCCACCUGAAGAAAGGCUACAUGAUCGUCAAGUGCAGGGGUCAGAAGGAGAUCACGGAUAAGGUGUCUCUUACUGAAGCAAUAGAAAGAGAGAAAGACUUCUUCAACAAUCACUUGAUUUUCAACACUCUCUACAAUGAGGGCCAGGCUACUAUUCCUAAACUGGCUGAGAAACUCACCCUCGAGCUGGUGCAUCACAUUGAGAGAUCUCUGCCUCGACUGGAAGAGCAGAUAGAGGAGAAACUGGCACAGACUCAGGCCGAGCUGGAUAGAUAUGGAAUUGGACCCCCAACUGACGCAGUGGAAAGAUUCUUCUUCCUCAUUGAUAAAGUGACGGCAUUCACUCAGGAUGCCAUCAGUCUGACUACAGGAGAGGAACUCAAGUGUGGAGAAAGAUUAAAUGUCUUUUCUACGCUCAGAAGUGAGUUUGGGAAGUGGAAUGCCCACCUGGAUCGCGCAGGAGAAAAGAGUAACGAGAAGAUUGAGACAGAGGUGGAGAAAUAUGAAGAGACGUACCGUGGAAGAGAACUGCCAGGCUUCAUCAACUACAAGACCUUUGAGAUUAUGGUCAAGGACCAGAUCAAACUGCUGGAAGAACCAGCUGUCAAGAAACUCAAGGAUAUAGGAGACGCUGUUAGGAAGGUGUUCAUACAGCUGGCCCACAGUAGCUUCAUUGGAUUUCCCAACCUCAUCAAAAUAGCCAAAACAAAGAUCGAAGCCAUCAAGCAAGAAAAAGAGUCCACCGCUGAAUCCAUGCUGAGAACCCAGUUCAAGAUGGAGCUGAUCGUUUACUCUCAGGACAGGACCUACAGCAGCAGUUUGAGUGUCAGGAAGAGAGAGAAGAAUGAGGAGGAGGAAGAUGAACUCAAAGUCCCAAAUGAGGAAAGGAGUAUUGUGUACUGCAUGGAUAAUUAUGCAACACUUCAGGAGCUGAUGCUGCACAUUAAAUCGUAUUACAAAAUUGCCGGCCAGCGUCUGGCCGACCAGAUCCCGCUAGUGAUCCGCUACCAGAUGCUGCAGGAGUCUGCCGCCCAGCUGCAGAGGGAGAUGCUGCUGCUGCUUCAGGAUAAAGAGAAUAUGGAGUUCUUGCUGAAGGAGGAUUGUGACAUUGGCAGCAAAAGGAUGAAUUUGCAGAGUCGCCUCAAGCGCCUCAUGAAGGCCCGUGCAUACUUGGUGGAGUUCUAGGUCAAGGCCUAGUGGCAUGAGUAUACUGAACCUCUUUUAUUUGUCACAAAGACUAUAAUUAUGGUUGUAGUUUUUACUGUGUCCAACGUAGAAUGGACACAUUUUCUCAAGCUGUGCCAUCUAAGUCAGAACAGCUGUGUGUGGGGAGUCUUUUUUAAAUGUACUGUAAAAUGGACUCAUAUUGUCUUUUUUUUUUGUAAGUCAAAUGCCUGUUAGUUAAUAUGGCAAAAAUAUAUCAUGGGAGCACUCCGUAUAUGUCACAUAUCAUGUUUCUGGUUCAGUUCCUGCCAGGGAACAUUGAGCCAAUAAUGCUUUGUCAUAGUUAGUUGUUAUUGACUGGACCACUUUAAACAAGAAAGUUUCAUACAAGUUAUAAUCAGGAACUUAAAAUGCAUAUUUUCUUUUACAUCUGUACAAUUGUAUUUGUUUAAAUAAAAGAUUUGACUUGAA